Syngnathoides biaculeatus (alligator pipefish) is the source of this 1494-nucleotide messenger RNA. It is a transcript of the gene fhl1a, whose product is annotated as four and a half LIM domains 1a. Gene Ontology annotation, biological process: muscle organ development. The record is from RefSeq and is a predicted model, not a curated record. The transcript is spliced from 6 exons. The coding region runs from base 132 to 1025 and encodes 297 amino acids. Lineage: Eukaryota; Metazoa; Chordata; Actinopteri; Syngnathiformes; Syngnathidae. Gene Ontology annotation, molecular function: transmembrane transporter binding.
AGGUUGGAUUUGGCGGGUGCGCGGGGGCGUACGGUAUAUAUGCGCGGCCCCCCCGAAACUGAAGAACAUGUGACCCCCGCAAACUCUCGCUGCCGCCGCCACACCUACGAUUGCUCCUCAAAACAAGAAACAUGGCUUUCUACAAGCACUCAGUUCCCAAGAGCUACUCGACCUCCACCAUGACGGACCGCUUCGACUGCUUCUACUGCCGCGACAACCUGCACGGCAAGAAGUACGUGAAGAAGGACGACAAGCACGUGUGCACCAAGUGCUUCGACAAAGUCUGCGCCAACACCUGCGCUGAGUGCAGGCGACCCAUCGGCGCCGAUGCCAAGGAGCUGCACCACAAGAACCGCUACUGGCACGAGGACUGCUUCCGCUGCGCCAAGUGCUACAAGCCGCUGGCCAGCGAGCCCUUCUGCGCCCGCGACGACGGCAAGAUCAUGUGCGGCAAGUGCAGCUCCCGCGAGGACGGCAACCGCUGCCAGGGCUGCUACAAGGUGGUCAUGCCAGGCGACAAGAACGUGGAGUACAAGAAGAAGCUGUGGCACGAGGAUUGCUUCAAAUGCUUCGAGUGUAACCAGCCAAUCCGCACGCAGAGCUUCGUGGCCAAAGGUGACGACAUCUUCUGCACCACCUGCCAUGAAAAGAAGUCUGCCAAGAACUGCUUCCACUGCAAGGAGCCCAUCACCUCCGGUGGGAUCACCUACCAGGAGCAGCCCUGGCACAAGGAGUGUUUCGUGUGCAAAACCUGCCGCAAGCCCCUGAGCAACACUCGCUUCACCGCCCAUGAGAACGACUACUACUGCACCGCUUGCUACCGGAGCGACGUGGCCAAGAAGUGCCACAGCUGCAAGAACCCCAUCACAGCAGGGUUCGGCCGCGGCACCAACGUGGUGAACUACGAGGGCUUCUCCUGGCACGAGAACUGCUUCACCUGCAAGAAAUGCUGCCAUUCCCUGGCCAACAAGCGCUUCGUCAUGACCGGGGAAAACGCCUACUGCCUCCUCUGCGCUAAGGUGUGAGGGGCGGUUUGCGAAAGCACAAUUCCGCCCCGAAAGAGAAAUCAAAUGGAAACAUCACCGAAAGGAGCCGAAUCAAGAUCAAUUAGGGGUGUCAUUUCUGUUCAUCCGCGGAAGAUUCAGUUAUAAAAAUACUCGAUAGCUGCAGCCAUAUUUGACAGCAUGAAAAAAAAAAAGAAAAACAUUUGAACGCGCAAAGUCUUGCUUGAAUAUUUCCUAUGCACGUACUAACACGCAGAGAGCAUUUUAUAUCAAGAUAGGUGCUGAUUUCAAUAGGAGACAUUCAGUAUGAUUUACAUUAAUACAAGCUUUCAUGAAUGCUUUUUUUUGUUUGUUUGUUUUUGGAAUGUGGUGAUUUCAAAUUAUAGCACUUGAAGCUGAACUAUAAACGAGCCAUGUAUCGCAAGACUUUUGAAGUGACGCUAAAAAGGAAAACGCAUAAUGAAUAAAGAUGGUGGCAAUCUCAAGUCUA